Molecule: messenger RNA, 2361 nt
Organism: Monopterus albus (swamp eel)
Lineage: Eukaryota; Metazoa; Chordata; Actinopteri; Synbranchiformes; Synbranchidae
Exons: 4
Coding region: 1-2361 (786 amino acids)
Molecular function (GO): GTP binding
Source: RefSeq, a predicted model, not a curated record
AUGGUGUAUUUCUGUCUGACAGGGUUCACAUGGGACACAGAUGAAAGGAGGAUCAUUCUAGUUGGGAAGACAGGUGUGGGGAAGAGUGCAGCAGGAAACACCAUCCUGGGGAGAGAAGCAUUUGAAUCGGAACUGUCUCCGUCUUCCUUGACAUCAGAAUGCCACAAAGCCAAAGGGGUUGUUGGAGAUCGAAAGGUUGCUAUCAUUGACACUCCAGGACUGUUUGACACUAAUUUCACCCAAGAAGAAGUGUUGAAGCGGAUCAAGAUGUGCAUCUCUCUGUCCGCUCCUGGUCCCCACGUCUUCCUGGUAGUUCUUCAGUUGGGCAGGUUCACCGAGGAGGAGAAGGAAACAGUCAAGAUGAUUCAGACCACUUUUGGUGAAGCUGCAGCUAAUUACACAAUGGUGUUGUUCACUCAUGGAGACCAGCUGAGGAAGCAGACCAUUGAGGGUUAUAUUUCAGAGAAUGCUGACCUGACAGCAUUCAUUCAAAACUGCUAUGGUCAAUACCAUGUCUUCAACAAUGAAAUCAAAGACCCUGAACAAACCCAUCAGCUCCUGAAAAAAAUUGACAAGAUGACCAUGGCUAAUGGUGGGAGUUACUACACAAACGAAAUGUUCAUGAAAGCAGAGGAAGCCAUAAAUAAGGAGAAACAACGGCUCCUAAAGGAGAUGGAAGCAGAGAAGCAAAGAGAGCUAGAUGCACUGAGAGCCAGGUAUGCAGGCAAGGCCUACAGCCAGAAGGAGAAACAGGUGCAUGUAAGAUACGAGUAUGCAGCCAGAGCUCGAGCUGAAAGAUCAAACGACUUCAUCGUUGCUCCAGUAAUAGCUAUCUCAACAGCCUGUGGUGCUGCUGUUGGAGGUCUGCUUGGAGUGGUUGGAGGUCCAAUUGGUAUGGCAAUUGGAAUCGCAGCUGGAGCAGCUGUUGGAGCUGGCAUUGGAUCUCGAAAGCAGAAGAAGAGUGAUGAACUCCGGAUUAUUUUGGUGGGGAAGACGGGAGCAGGGAAGAGCGCAGCAGGAAACACCAUCUUGGGAAGAGAAGCAUUUGAUUCUAACCUGUCUUCUUCUUCUUGGACAUUUCAAUGUAAGAGAGUUGACGGAGUGGUUCAGGGUCGAAACAUUGCCGUCAUUGACACUCCGGGGCUGUUUGACACUAAUUUCACCCAAGAAGAAAUACUGAAGAAGAUCAAGACAUGUAUGUCUCUGUCUGCUCCUGGUCCCCAUGUCUUGCUGGUGGUUCUUCAGUUGGGCAGGUUCACAAAAGAGGAGAGAGACACUGUCAAGAUGAUUCAAAGUACAUUUGGAAAGGAGGCAGCUAAAUACUCAUUGGUGUUGUUUACACAUGGUGACAAACUGAAGAAACAAACUAUUGAAAACUUUGUUUCCAAGAGUGAAGAGCUCCAAGAGCUGAUUGAGGUUUGCUACGGGCGAUAUCACGUCUUCAACAACCUGGUGAAAGAUCAGGAGCAGACUGAGCAGCUCCUGGAGAAAAUUAGCACAAUAAUUGUGCAGAAUGGUGGAGGGCACUACACCUUAAAAAUGUUCAGAAAAGCAAAAAAGGCCUCAGAGAAAGAGAAAUGCAGGCUUUCAAAAGAGCUGAAGGCAGAAGAGCAGCAGAGAAGGGAUGCAUUCAAAACUGAGGUUGAGAAAGAAAUGAAUUUAAGACAAGACCAGCCUCCGGCGCCCGGUGGUUUGCUCCACGACCUGCCCUGGAUUAUCGCCAAGGCUGCGGGACGAAAAGGCAUCUCCGUCCCUGAGGCCAGCCCACCCCCUGCUCCCUCAGACAUGGUGGGGGACUACUACAAGGUGGAGCAGCUGUGCAAGCCCUCCCCAAUCUGGCCCAGGUUCCCCGCCAUUCAGCCCCUCUUGGCCGAGGCACAAGAGCGGCCUGGGGGCCUGCGGGCUCCGGUCGCCCGCUUUGGACUGUUCACCAGAGUUGAGAGGAUGACCGACCUUGGGUUCCCCGCUGUCCCAUCACUGGAACCCAGUGUCUCCGCCAUCCUGCUUCCCAAGGCAGUGUUCCUUGGCAGUCAGCAGCCGACUCCCCCGCUGCCCCGAGACCAGGUCAUCGCUCGGCUCACAGACUGCAUUCAUCAGUGCGCCUCGCAGGCUAGGGCUGCUCUGAACAACAUUGCCCUCCUCUCAUUGUCUGUGCCCUCCCUCGCCUCUCAGAUGGUGCAGCGCAAUAUGUGGCUGCACAUGUCCCGGAUGCCAGAGCAGAUCAAGAAGAGUCUGCUGGAAGGACCUGUCAGCACAGACGGUCUCUUUGGGCUGCACCUCCAGGAGGCCCUCUCUCACUUACAGCUAGUGGCUGGUAAGGCAGCGCAGGGGCGGAGACGACAACAACCCCGCCCCUCAUGA